Molecule: messenger RNA, 315 nt
Organism: Anisakis simplex (herring worm)
Lineage: Eukaryota; Metazoa; Nematoda; Chromadorea; Rhabditida; Anisakidae
Source: the annotation of a GenBank genome assembly
AUGAUUCGUGAGGACGUUUGGCAGAAAAUCAGUGAACCGACUCAGCCGACGCCCGUCAAAGAUAUCGUCAUUGAUAGGCAGGAACUUCGGGGCAACGGUUUCUUUUAUUUGAGGCAUCCAACUCGUGAAAAUUCCUUUCUCAUCGCUCACGGUGGACACGGUGGACAAAUGCUUGUUUUCGAUCGUCAAACGAAGAUUACGAUAGCGAUCCUUCGUAAUGGGUUGCGUAAGAGCGUAUUAGCUCAUCCGGAUACCGAACGUAUUAUCCACGAGACAUUCAAGCUACUUGAUGCUGAACACAAACCACUAACUUAG